CCACUUCCUUCACCCAGUCAGACUGCACAGCUUCAUUCGUGUCGACUGCCCAGAGUCCACGAAUACAGCCCUGCACCUCUAACCACCACCACCACCACCACAAAUUCAACUUCAACCUGAUCACAUUUACAAAGCAAAGCAACACACCUACAGAUCAGCCGUAACUGCAGCUACAUUCCAGCAGCCAGUUCAGACAUGUCGCUCUACAGUUUGGGCCUGGAGCCACUCUCCUGCCACACCUGGAACAAAGAUAGGACCCAGAUUGCAGUGAGUCCUAACAACAAUGUGGUGAUCAUCUAUAAGAAGAAAGGCGCCGACUGGGUCAAGAUCCAUGAGCUGACUGAGCACAGUGGACGAAUCACAGGCAUUGACUGGGCCCCAGAGUCCAACCGUAUUGUAACAUGUGCCGCUGACCGCAACGCCUACGUGUGGACUCUGAAGGAUGACGUGUGGAAGCCCACCCUAGUCCUGGUGCGCAUCAACCGCGCAGCCACGUGUGUGAAGUGGUCACCGCUGGAGAACAAGUUCGCCUUGGGCAGCGGAGCUCGACUCAUCUCUGUUUGCUACUUUGAGAAGGAGAACGACUGGUGGCUGAGUAAGCACAUCAAGAAGGCCAUUCGCUCCACAGUCCUGAGUCUGGACUGGCAUCCCAACAAUAUCCUACUGGCAGCUGGGUCUGCAGAUCUCCAAUGCAGGAUUUUCUCAGCCUACAUCAAGGACAUCGAGGACAAGCCCGGACCCACCGCCUGGGGGGCCAAAAUGCCUUUUGGGGAGGUGCUGCUGGACCAUAAGGAGUGUGGAGGCUGGGUGCACAGUGUCUCCUUCUCCCCCAGUGGAGACCAGCUGGCCUGGGUGGCCCACAACAGCAGCAUCAGUGUGGCUGAUGCCACCCAGGGGAAGGAGGUAACCCAGCUGACCACCAACCGUCUGCCACUUCUGAGUGUGCUCUAUGUCAGCCCCACUGAGCUUGUUGCUGCGGGUCAUGACUGUUGCCCCUUCCAGUUCACCUAUAAGGGUCCCGGCGCUCUGGAGUUUGUGAAGAAGCUGGACAUCCCCAAGCAGACCUCCAAGGGCACCAUGUCAGCCAUGCAACACUUCCAGAACCUGGACAAGAGGGCCACUGACGACGAUGACAACGAGCUGGGCACCCGUCACCAGAACAGCAUCACGCAACUGUGUGUUAUGUCUGGGGAGAAAGACAAAGUGACCAAUUACAGCAGUGUGGGUCUGGAUGGAGCCAUGGUGAUCUGGGAAUUUAAGCAUUGAGACGCCACAGACUGUCAGUCCGCGAGGUGUCGGAGGCCGAAGCGACCAUCACACCUUUAUUUCAAAUACUCAAAAACUGCCGCCAUGGAGCUGCUGAUGUGCUUUUGAGCGACUGGAAAACGAUGUGAGCACAUGUGCUCUGUGAUAUUUGUCAAUGAAAAACGUUUUGAAUGAAUAAAAAAGGAUAUUUACAGGCCAGACAA
Molecule: messenger RNA, 1469 nt
Organism: Sebastes umbrosus (honeycomb rockfish)
Lineage: Eukaryota; Metazoa; Chordata; Actinopteri; Perciformes; Sebastidae
Exons: 10
Coding region: 196-1266 (356 amino acids)
Biological process (GO): Arp2/3 complex-mediated actin nucleation
Cellular component (GO): Arp2/3 protein complex; actin cytoskeleton
Molecular function (GO): actin filament binding
Source: RefSeq, a predicted model, not a curated record